Messenger RNA from Clonostachys rhizophaga, 555 nucleotides. Lineage: Eukaryota; Fungi; Ascomycota; Sordariomycetes; Hypocreales; Bionectriaceae. The record is from the annotation of a GenBank genome assembly.
AUGAAGUUCACCAGCUCCGUCCUCGUCUCCAUGCUCUCCAUGGCCCUCAUGGUGGCUGGUUCCCCCACUCCUGACAAUAACAACGCCAUCGACGAUGGUGCUGCCGAUAUCAUCGAUGUUCCGGAGUCUCGUGAUAUCACCGAGGCUGUCCGAGUUGACCUCGAGGCCCGUGGUCAGGGCUGCCCCUUCGGUAACCAAUGCAAUCUCCACGUGAGUCCUUCAACUAUUCGAAAGAUCCACGAGUACAAUUCGCUAACCUUGUUUUUACUUCUAAACGUUCACCGUACCUGCAAUGGCAAGCUUCAGUACCCCUACAAGGGCAAGUGCGGAGGCUUUGCCAACCUUGCUACUACCACAAGUGCACCACCACAUAAGCCUAGGACGGCGUUUAGCUACUCUAGUGGGAUUUUGGCAACGACUCCAACACUGCCAAGUACAACGCAGGCUCGAGCGAUGUACAGAGCCUCUAUGGAAACACGAAACGAGUUGAAGUGGCAUGGCCACUUACCGGAAGAGUCCCUCAUUUUUCUUUAUGUUUUGCUCUGGGUACCUUAG